Molecule: messenger RNA, 1815 nt
Organism: Neospora caninum
Lineage: Eukaryota; Apicomplexa; Conoidasida; Eucoccidiorida; Sarcocystidae
Product: putative RNA recognition motif-containing protein
Exons: 6
Coding region: 1-1815 (604 amino acids)
Biological process (GO): protein peptidyl-prolyl isomerization
Cellular component (GO): nucleus
Molecular function (GO): RNA binding; peptidyl-prolyl cis-trans isomerase activity
Source: RefSeq, a predicted model, not a curated record
AUGUCGGUUCUUCUCCAGACGAAUGUGGGGGAGAUUGUGAUUGACCUCUUCACAGACGACGCCCCGUUCUCGUCCUACAACUUCCUCAAGCUAUCGAAAGCAAAGUUCUUCAACAAUGUCGCCUUCCACAGAGUCGAGAAGAACUUCCUCGCGCACGCUGGCGCACCGGUCACGGCGGAUCCGCGCUGGAACGUGGCAGGGCUCCAACUCUUGGGGAAAGCCGGCGAAGAAGACCGACACGGCUGCAGCGUCUGGGGUAUACAGACCCUGGUCGAGAGCGGCGAGGUCUCUCUCCGUCUUCCACCCGCCGCGCAGCCUGCGGCGCCUCUGAAGACGGAGCGAGGCGAAAGCGCGCUUGCCCCGUCCUCGUCGAAGGUUCUCCAGCCCGCCUCUUCUCUUCAGCUGUCCAGCGAGGUCUCUGUGAAAGCAGAGCCGAGUGCUGCGCCCGUGUCUUCCUUCUCUUCUGGCGACGGCCGAGGCUCCUCGCCGGCAGAGAGCCGAGAGGACACAAAUCGUCCAGAGGUCUCCACAGGCCGUGUCGCUCCGAAGGCGCCUUCCCUCGUAGGGCGCACGUCGUUCUUCAGCUCAGUGGACUUUCUCAGCCACUCCUUCCCGAAGUUUCCUGACUUCGCUCUCCCGUCCUCUUCAGGCGCCUCGCGGCGCGCCCCACGCGCGCCGCCGACCGCCCGCUUCUGCCCAGACGAGGGCGAAGGAGACAGCAAGAUCAAGACAAGGAAACACGACGUGUGUGGGGUUGUGGGGUGGGUCCCCACUGGGGGGCGAGGGACGGAGAAGGACGGGGACGGAAACACCAGCGUUUUCUACAUCACGCUGAGAGACAAAAUCCCCUUCCUCGACGAAAGGAACCUCACCAUCUUUGGCCGGGUGGCGGAGGGCGUCGACAUCCUGGAAAAAAUCAAUCUGACCUUUGUCGACGACGACUUCGUCCCGCUAAGUCCGAUUCGCAUUUUGCAUGCGUUCGUGCUGGACGAUCCGUUUGACGAUCCUGCUUUCCUCGUCGACCGCUCGGUGGCGUCUCCUUUGCCUCUUGUCGAAGAAGUUGCGAGCGACGACGAAGACCUCGAUGAGGUUUUGGUUAUCGAGAAGAUCGAGAAGAAAGAGGCAGAAGCAAGAAAAGUGACGCUGGAGAUCUUGGGCGAUUUGCCCGACGCAGAUGCGAAGCCGCCGGACAACGUUCUCUUUGUUGCAAAGUUGAACCCUGUGACGCAAGACGAAGACCUCCAGACCGUCUUCGCUCGGUUCGGAGAUAUUUUGGCGUGUGACAUCAUUCGCGACUGGAAGACUGGUCGCAGCUUGCAGUACGCCUUCAUCACCUUCCGAGAGAGUAGCGCCUGCGAGCUCGCUUACUUCAAGAUGCAAAAUGUUUUGAUCGACGACAGAAGGAUCCACGUGGACUUUAGCCAGUCUGUGGCGAAGGAGUGGCAAAAGUACAAACAAUUUGGGAACCGCCAGAAGAGUGAAGACGGCGAAAAGAAAACCUCGGGUUUCCAACCUCGCAGCCUCCAGAAGCCGCCAAAUCCACUUGCCUCGUCUGCCUCUAUCUCUUCUCGUCCGGUCUCUUCUUCCUCAGGCGCGCCCGACUCCGCGCGCGGUUUCUCGGACGCAGCCGCGCCGUCGAGCGCCGCGCAGAGAGAGCGAGGACAGAGAGCGUCUGGGUGGGAUGAAGCAGAUACAGGAAGAGGCCGUGAGAGGGGCAAGGUGUUCCCUGCCAGCACGCCGCCCGCUUCCAUUUUCAAGAAAGGGGAAUGCAAGGUUUUCAUGGCCCAUAACUUAGCACGUCUCUUUCCGUCUUGA